This is a messenger RNA of Monoraphidium neglectum, 666 nucleotides long. RefSeq lists its product as hypothetical. Gene Ontology annotation, cellular component: chromatin; nucleus. Gene Ontology annotation, biological process: mitotic sister chromatid cohesion; DNA repair. Bases 1 to 666 code for a protein of 221 amino acids. The record is from RefSeq and is a predicted model, not a curated record. Lineage: Eukaryota; Viridiplantae; Chlorophyta; Chlorophyceae; Sphaeropleales; Selenastraceae. The transcript has 7 exons.
AUGUUUUUAGGCCAGGCGUCGCGCCUCGAGGCUGCCGGGAAGCUGACCAGGCGGCUGCAGUUCCACCGCGGCCUGCAGGAUGCCAAGGAGGCGCUGGCCCUGCAGAAGGGCUGGCGCGAGCGCACCGGCCUGGGGCGCCCGGGGGACGACGCAGCGCUCGCGGCCGCGCUGGCGGCCGCCAGCCGCGGGGGAGGGGAGACGCUCCGCGACGCGGCGGCGGCGCGGGCGGCGCGGCAGGCCAACGCCGCCAACAGCCUCCCCAGGUGCCAAGUGUGCGAGGCGUGCACUCAGUGCACCGGCGCCACCCACCGCCGCCGCUGCCUCGUGAUGCGUGCCGCCGCCGCGGCCGCCGGCGGCCAUGCGGGCGCGCAGCUGGCGGUGAUGGGGGAGGCGGCGGUGGGGGCGCGCGUCAGCGUGUGGUGGCCCAUGGACGGGCAGUGGUUCGCGGGACAGGUGACCGCGUACGACCGGCUGAGGGUGCGGCACACCGUGGAGUACGAGGACGGGGACGUGGAGAUCCUGCCACUCUGGGGUCCCCAGCAGCGCAUCCGCCUGGCCAGCCGCCCUGAAGACUGGGGGGCGGAGGCGGCGAAGCUGGCGGCGCGGAGGGAGGAGGCCGGGAGGAAGCUGGCACAGGCCAAGGCGCGGCAGGCAGAGGGCCAGUAA